This is a messenger RNA of Truncatella angustata, 2338 nucleotides long. RefSeq lists its product as uncharacterized. The coding region runs from base 89 to 2170 and encodes 693 amino acids. The transcript has 4 exons. The record is from RefSeq and is a predicted model, not a curated record. Gene Ontology annotation, biological process: regulation of DNA-templated transcription; DNA-templated transcription. Gene Ontology annotation, molecular function: DNA-binding transcription factor activity, RNA polymerase II-specific; zinc ion binding; carboxy-lyase activity. NCBI's taxonomy places the organism in Eukaryota, Fungi, Ascomycota, Sordariomycetes, Amphisphaeriales, Sporocadaceae.
AUAUUCUCUGCCUUGUUCACUCCAGUUAUCCUAUUGAGCUUAGUAGGCACCCAACGGGAACCAAUCAGCUAGCUCUACGGUAUCUACAAUGUCAUUACCAAGAACAACGCCACAACCCAGCAAUGCCGGUAAUGCCGACUCGUCUUCAAGGGACCUCAAAAAUGUACUUCGAGAACGGCAACAGGGGCGCAGCUUAAGAUCAUGCCUCCCUUGUCGCGAGAGAAAGGUCAAAUGUGACCACCAACUACCAUGUGGCACGUGUAGCAAACGUGGUCAUCCAGACCUGUGUUCCUAUCUGGGUUCUGGUACUCGAAGAUUACGGCUCGGUGCCGACGCCCAUGGCAGCCCUCGCCGUGCGAGGUUACACCAGUCAGCCCAAAGUGAGACGCAGUCCAACGACGGCGUACCGUCAUUUUUGAAUAAUGAUCCUCAUCUAGAUCCGGCUCCGAGGAUAGCCGCGUCAUCCUCUGAAAGAGAAAGAAACUCCAUUCUCAACCAGAACGUUACCAAUAACGCCGAGCCCACGCUGCUAGGAGAUAUCUCAAUCGUUCCGACAGCGCUCGGACUUUCAUCGUCGCCCGCAGGGGAUUUUGAGCGUCGAAAUGCUUACGAGAAGGGUAUUCUACCUUUAUUAGGACUGGAGGACGACGAAGGUGUGCCAACUGCGUUGCCUCACUUCGAUAAUGAAGUCCUCUACAAUUCUCUACCGAGCGAUCAAGAUAUGGUGAGCCUCUUUGAGACUCAUCGAUUGCGCUGCAACCCCUUUCAUAUUAUCACUUAUGACAUUGAAGAGGUCCAGAGCAAGCUUUGUAACUUGAUCAAUACUCGGAAAAAGGCAGGUGCAACGAUGGGGGCACAACUACAGGGCGAUCUUCGAUGGGUCUGCUUGCUCCAUGCAAUACUCGCGGCCGGUGCGCAGUCAUCUGACUUGCCGCUCGAGCGUCGAUUGUCAUUAUCUCAAAGUCACACAACGCGGGCGUUUGAGUCGCUGAGGGCCUCCAACUAUCUAGCAAGUCCAUUUAAAGAAGCUCUGCAGACGUUACUACUACUAAGCUACGUCCUUCAAAACGAUAUGAAACCACAAGCAGCUUGGGUGCUCCAAGGUAGCACUAUUCGUCUUGCACUAUGCCUAGGACUCCAUAAGCAAGCACAUCAGACCAGGAAUUCACCAAUACCAUCUGAUGAGGCGAGACUUUUGCGCCUUGCUAUUGUCUGGCAAGAUACAUUGCUAUCGCUCGCCUUUGAUCGUCCCCCGGCUUCUUAUGACUUCGACUUCGAUGAAGACUUACCAAGCUUACGUUCUGACGCCAUAUCUGGAACGGUCACUUAUCGCCAGGGAAUGUCUUGGAUAAGUCAUCUCGGUCUCCGAUACCUACCACGCCAACACCGGAGAAGCCCGGCUCUAUCGGCCCGUUCUGCGACGGUUUGGCAAGAUCUCGAAUUGAUUGAAGCGAAUGUAUUGCCACAUUUGAAGGAUGCGCAGCUCUGCAGCACGAUACAGGAGAUUCAAGAAUAUUACUCUUUUAGACUCCAUCGCAAUUUCUUCGCAGCAACAGUUUGCCGCCAUUUAGUGUCACCAAAUGGUGCCAUGGAACUAGGUUCUGAUGAUCAGUUAUCCAUAGUGUCUAAGGUCCAAGAUGCUUUGAGGCAUGGUGCGCAGGCUUAUCUGGAUCUACGUUCACUGUCAACCUAUGCCAGGCAUUCCUGGGCAUUCAUCCAUAAUGGUCUAGCUUCGGUGCUAUUGCUUAGCCUCCUCCCAGACACGAGGUGUACAGCUGAAACAAAAAGAUUGCAAGACGACUUCAUCAACGGCCUCAAGGCAUCGACAAGCUCGGACUGUGAUCUAAUGCCGAUCAGCUAUUUGUCAGUCACUCUCAGAAAGGCUUUAAAGGCUCUUGUAAGCCUCCAGAAACUUGCCGAUCAGGAGACCAAUGCUUCACUGCGAGUUCAUAAUACAGUUCCAUUGGGUGGUACGAUACAACCAUUUGAGCAAUCUUGCGACCCGGGUACAGUGAAUGAAAGGCACAUCGAAGUUGAUGGAGAUAACACGAAAGAAAUAGACGCAUGGGCCAUGGGUGGCUGGGAUAUCCCACUUGACUUCGAUAUCUCGCCUCUUCAGACAUUCGAUUAUAUAAUGUCUGAUCCAUACGGCAUAGGCGAUAACAUGUAAACUUCUUACCCUUAGCUAAGCGAAUGCACUGUACGCGUAAAGACCACGAGCGCCGUCAGUGUGCAGGUAGCCCAAAGCUACCAGAGUCAAACAGUUUGCGGACUAUUGUAAAUCAUAUUUCAACCGUGUCUUCGAUGUUACCUAUAGCUCUAGUGAUUGUAAAGCUGC